Symbiodinium necroappetens is the source of this 1140-nucleotide messenger RNA. NCBI's taxonomy places the organism in Eukaryota, Dinophyceae, Suessiales, Symbiodiniaceae. The record is from the annotation of a GenBank genome assembly.
AUGGCCAUGCAUCCAGAAGAUGUGGCUACACAAGCGGUUCGUCGAUGUCAGGACCCGAGCCAUACUGCCGUGCAGAAGACGUCCAAUCCCACGAAGCUCAAAGCAGACUUGACAAUGAAACUUCGGGCCAUGGAUAUGGCCCUUGAGCAGAUUGAACACACGCGCGACCUGGUGGAGCGAAGUGAUGGUCGAGACAGGCCAGCAGAGUUCAUGAAUCUGGUCGAGGAUUCGAUUUCAAAGACAUCCAAGAAGCUGGAAACUCUCGAGACGGACAUCAUGUCCCAAAUACAUGAGGAGAGUGCACUCGUCUUGCAAAAGUCUGAGCACAAGAUGAACGAAUUCCAACUUGAGUUAACGACAGCAUUGGAACAGCAUUUAAGUGAUGCAGAACGUUUGUUGGACACGAGGGUGCGGGAAGUUCGAGCCGAAUUGCUUCAACAACUGGCAUCUGUCGAAGCAGCGACAGCAGAGAACCGAACAAGCAUCUCCAAGCUUGCAAUCAAGAUGCAAGAGCGUUUGGAGCAAAUGGAGAGUUCUGUCUCUGACGAAUGUCUCCAUCUGAAGGAAUCAUCCAGCACGUGUGUCGAAGCUCUCGAAGAAGUGAGGAGCCAGUCUGAAAGCUUUCAGAAGAAACUGCAGCUCUUUGAAGAGGAGACACUGUUCUCCAAAGAGCAACUGCAAAGCUGCCGCUUGCGCACACAGCAGCUGCAGGAUCACCGAGAUGAGUUUCAGAUGGAGAUAUGCCUGAUCAAACAGCGCCUGCAGCUGUUGCAGGAGGAGGUAUUCUCCAUUGCGCCUGACUUGGAAAGGAGAAAUCAGAAGCUGGAAGACAUGCUGCGUCAACAAAUCGGCCAAGUAGAGUCGAAGUUUGCCGAUUUCACCGAAGCACCUUUGAACCGGAGUAGGGAAGUGCUGGCAGCAGGCCCGCUCCCCGCGGCGGAAAAGGGGCCUGAGAUGCCCACGCAAGUAGAGUUUCAGGACAUGAGGCGACGACUGGAGGAAUUCAGCACCUCUUGGCCUGGGUCCAUACAAGCAGAGCGUGCUCACAUGGACGACAUCCGGGCUGGUCUCGACACACGCAUCUCCUCGGCUCAAGAACAGAUACACAGCCUGCAACUUCGUGCUCGAGAAUCUGCAGAG